Aspergillus calidoustus is the source of this 1874-nucleotide messenger RNA. NCBI's taxonomy places the organism in Eukaryota, Fungi, Ascomycota, Eurotiomycetes, Eurotiales, Aspergillaceae. The record is from the annotation of a GenBank genome assembly.
CCCUCACUUUGUCCCUCCAUCAUUCCUCACCCGCACCAACACAAGAUGGAGACCAGCACCACCACCCUCGCCGAAUACCUCUUUACGCGUCUUCAUCAGCUCGGCGUCGACUCCAUCUUUGGCCUGCCCGGUGAUUACAACCUGCAGCUGCUGGAUUACGUCGCCCCGUCGCGUCUGCACUGGAUCGGCAACUGCAAUGAGUUGAAUGCGGGGUACGCCGCCGAUGGCUACUCCAGGAUCAAAGGAAUCGGUGCCCUCGUCACAACCUUCGGCGUCGGCGAACUCUCCGCCGUAAACGCAAUCGCUGGUGCCUACGCCGAACGCGCCCCCGUCGUCCACAUCGUUGGCACACCCGUCCGGCAGUCGCAGGAAUCCCGCGCGCGCAUCCACCACACCUUCAACGAUGGCGAGUACGAGCGAUUCGAUCGCAUGCAGGAACACAUUACCGUUGCACAGGCGAUCAUAAAUGACGUUCGCUCCGCCCCCGCCGAAAUUGAUCGCGUCCUCCGGGAAUGCCUCCUCCACAGCCGGCCUGUUAGGAUCGCUAUGCCGCUUGAUAUGGUUUCGCUUCGCGUGCCGAAGAUGUUGCUUGAGUCAAAGAUAGCUAUUCCCCUUGCCGCGCGGCAGCCGAAGGUUGAGGAUAAGGCGUUGAAGGCGGUGUUGGAGAGGAUUUACAAUGCGAAGAAGCCGGUUAUACUGGUGGAUGGGGAAUCGCGGUCGGCGAAGAUUCUGGAUGAGGUGGAUCAUAUCGUGAAAUCGACUGGGUGGCCGACUUUUACGUCGGGAUUCGGGAAGAGUCUGAUUGACGAGACGCUUCCGAAUGUCUAUGGUGUUUUCACUCCGCAGCACAAGGAGGUUUUCGAUUCAGCUGAUCUGGUGUUGUGCUUUGGUCCGCAUUUUAGUAACACGAACACAUAUAUCUUCCAGACCGUCCCGAAGCCAGAGGUCACCGUUUGUUUCAGUGCGACGUCCGUUCACGUCGGUACGGAGAUCCUCCGCGAUCUACCAGCGAACAACUUCCUGCCUCAACUCAUCGGCCACCUUGACCUCGACAAGGUCGCCAAGUAUGAACCCAAACUCACCCACCCCUUCUCCCUCGCCGCACCUGAAGUCUCCAGCACCGAGCUCGUCACACAAGUCGGCGGCUUCUGGCACAAACUCUCCUCUUUCUUCCAGAAGGGCGACAUCAUCCUCGCGGAAACAGGAACAGCCUCUUAUGGAGCGAACGAGUUCCGCCUCCCGCCGAAAACCCGUCUCUUCAAGGCUGUCACCUGGCUCUCCAUCGGAUACAUGCUCCCGGCUACGCUGGGCGCAGCUCUAGCCCAGCGGGACCUGAUCGGCCGAUCCGAGUACCACGAUCUCCUCGAAGCCCGAACAAUCCUCUUCAUUGGCGACGGAAGUUUCCAACUCACUUCUCAAGAACUCGCAACAAUCAUCCACCGAAAGCUCAACGUCAUCAUCUUCCUCAUCAACAACGACGGCUACACGAUCGAGCGGUGCAUCCACGGCCGCGAAGCUGCCUACAACGACAUCACCCCUUGGAGAUACCUCAAGGGACCCGAAUUCUACGGCGCUCCGACAGAAGGCGAGUACGCGGCACAUACGUGGGAGGUGCGGACGUGGGGUGAUUUGGACAAGGCGUUGACGGAUGAGAGGAUGCUCAAGGGCAAGGGCGUGCGUAUGGUCGAGGUGUUUAUGGAGAAGCUGGAUGCGCCGCCGCCGCUGGAUACGGUGCUGGAUAUGCAGAUUCAGCGGGAGAAGGCGGAACAGUGAACGCUGAGGAUACAGGGAUGGUUCUAGAUACAUAUCUUGUAGAUGGGAUACACGCUGCAAUACACUUCCAACUUCUCGCGAGCACAUUCCGCGUUCAUUCG